ACGGAACUAAUCUACACUUACCAGACAAAGAAUACCUAAUUCCAUCACUCUAACGUAACUCAUUUCAUUUAAUACCAAAGAUAUGCACGAAUCACUGGAAAUAAUCAGUGUUAAAGGUACAUUUUGCCCAUAGUCUUUUGUUAAGAAAUGAGAUUGUUUACAAGUGACAGGAAGAAACCGAGGCUGGCGGAGGUUAGAAUUACUUCGCCCUUUACACCUUUCCUCGCCACUCAGAUGCUUUGAUCCUGCACAGCUUUAGGCUGGACUCCUGAUCCUGGCUCAAAAGAAAGAGAAGCAUCAUGAAAGCUACACUACGGCGAUGCUCAGACCCUUUACAUUGCCAACACCUUUGGGAUGCUAUCAUCACCAUCCGCAACCACAAACAACUGCCCUCAUUUGACAGGAUCCGACGGUACAUGAGUAGAAUGCACAACAUGGAGUCAGACGAAGUGGAAAAGCACCUGGAGGAAUGUGCAAGUGACAACCUGAUAGCAGUUACACGUAAGGUGGACAGAAGGGCUCCAAGGUUGGCAUUGAACAAGAGGGCUUCAGGCUGCCCACUCCACCUGAGGAACCAGACCGCCAUGACUGGUACUGCUUUGAGUGCCACAAAGGUGGGGAGGUGGUGUGCUGCUCCAAAUGCUACCGUGUUUACCACAAGAUGUGCAUCAAUGUGGAAGACCAGCCUUAUGACAAUGAGCCCUUUGUUUGUGUUGUGUGCAAGAAACGCUUAUACCAGAGGAGUGUCAAAAGUCGUAUUAACAGAGAAGAUCUCAACAUGCUUUUAGCUUUCACUGUCGAAAGACUAAAAGAAAGGCUCCCGGUAAAUAUAUUAGAACGAGUCAUCCCAGCCCCUUCUCAAAAGCCCGGAGUGUUCUUGAGUGACCGAGCUGCCACCAGCCACCAGUCAUUGAUACGGGCAGACCAGAUGAGCCGUGUUUCAGCAUCUGAGCCGUGGCGAUCACAGCUACUCUUGCAUCAUCAAAUGGAUCUCAACACCAUGGAACAAAAGGCAUCUGAUUGCAGAUACAAGACGCUUUAUGACUUUGAGAUUGAUGCCUUAACCAUUGUACAUAAUGUCGUUUUAUAUCAAGGAGUUCAUAGCACAAUAGCAGACAUGGCAAGACAGAUGCUGCGGGACUGUCAGUAUGACUUGAUGGAGCUUGAGCAGUGCAAGGAUUGCUACAGAAUGUCAAAUGAAAAAUCAGACAAGUACUGGUUCUGUAAGCCUUGUCGACCACCUCAUCAGUUAGUGUAUGCCAAACAGAAGGGAUUUCCAUAUUGGCCAGCAAAGGUAAUAAAGGUAGAAAAUGAUCUGUAUGAUGUAAGGUUCUUUGGGAGUCAACAUCAGAGAGCAGUCAUAGAAAAAUCCCACAUUCGUCCAAUCUCUGUCAACAUACACACACUCCAGGUAAAACGCACCUCUGCCUGGAAUAAAGCUUGUGAAGAGCUGAAAAAGCACCAAGAAUUGCUAACAGCUGCAUCAAGUAAUGAAACAGAGCAGCGUAACCCUCUCCGGCCUGACUCAGAGCUGAGGCACCGAGGAGACUUAAUGUCACCUGAUCAAGAAUCUCGACACACUCACAGAUCUCAAACACACCUUCUUCAGGCAUCACCAAAGAAGGAAGGAAGAGAAGAUGAGGAUAGAAGCAGCAGUGAUGAGGAAAUGCAUGAUGCAGAUGACAAUGAUGAUGAUGAAGACAAUGAAGGUGAUGAUGAUGAGCCUGGUGAAGAUGAAGAUGAUAAUGAAGAUGAUGAUGAUGAUGAUGAUGAUGAAGAGGAGGAGGAGGAAGAAGAGGAAGAACCAGAAGAAGAGCAAGCCUCAUCCAUCUCAUCCACAUCUAAGUCCAAAACACCUAAAGUCAGAAAGAAGGAACCCCCAGCCCCAGAAGAUGUGGUUUCUUCCUCCAGUCAAGAGCUUCCCACCCGCUCUGUUGGCAUCCAGACUUCAAACAGGCUCAUGAAGAUGGCAGUAGCAGAAUAUGGUGAGAGGUCAAACAAAAGAAUUAAAGACACUGAAAAAGCAAUGCGGGACUUGGCAGAAAAGUUGCGCCGAGAGUAUGAAGCUGAGAAACAGAAAGUCAUCCAGUCUACCAUGAAGCAGAUGGAAAAAGAAGUAGACCGUGUGAAAGAAGAAUAUCGAUCAAAAAUAUCAGAAAUUGAAGAAAAGCACAAACAUAUUGUAUCAGACACAAAGAAAAAGCAAUGGUGCUGGACCUGUGAGGCUGAAGCCAUCUACCACUGCUGCUGGAACACUGCCUAUUGCUCCAUUGAGUGUCAGCAAGUCCACUGGCACAAAGAACACAAAAAGCUAUGCCGUAGAAAAAGGUAACUUAAUCUUACCAGAUUAGAGGGAAGCUGAAUGUUUUAUAUGAAACUUUCAAGUCUGGUUUUUCAUUUUGUGCUUUGAAGAAAAGUUACUAAAGUGUUGGAUUAUUUUGCAAUAUAUGGUCUGGAAAUAUGUGUUGAAUGUUGUGGUAGAAAUGUCUUUUCAUGACUCUCAAGUCCUUUUGACUGUAGAAAGGAAAACAAGUGAUUUAUUAUUUCCUUUUUACAACAUUUAGCCUUUGCUAAAAUGAUUCUACAAAGUUUCUUUAGAGUAAUGUAAUACAAUCUGAUAUUAAAUGAUAGCUGAGGACAGUCUAAAUGAGCUGAUGAAAGGAUCUGAUCAUUCAGCAUGAACCCAAAGCUGUUGUUUUAUGAACAGUACAUGUGGUGAUAGGUAUGCAUAUUAUAUUUUAUAUAGUGUUGUGUUUUAUCAUGAAAUGGUCCUAUAUAAUAUUAGACUGUUGAAUGUACAACACAGUGUGACCCCAGACUUCUAGGCAGACUAACAAGUACAACUGUGAGGAUGGUACAAGCUUAUCUUAGUUUGUAGUGGUGUGUGUCAGCAUAAGCUGCAAUUUGCAUGGUCAAUGUCCCCAGACAUUAAAUGGAACAUAAAGGAGAGAGAUUAGAUAGUAAGGUUUUCAAGUAUUUUCUACUGUUACUUUCUGCUAAAGGAAAUGAUCAUGAGAGAGAAAGGUUACAAUUGGGAUCUCAAAAAACAGUUUGAGGAGGUUACCUAAUGUCAUUAAGAUUUAGACUGAGUGGUGUUUUCCCAAAAGUUAAUAAUGCUUAUUUCUCUUUCUUAUAUUGAAGCUAUAUGCAUUCUUUGCAGAGUUCUUCCUAUCCAGUUAUUGUUGUUAACUGCUUAUUCUUCACUGUACUGAGAGAGGUUUUCACUUCUUUAUGAUUACAUUAUGCUUUUAUGUUAAGAUUUCCUCUCUGAAAAGUAGAAGUUUUCUUUUAUUUGAAAUAUCAUCAUAGUAUGUUUGUAAUCUGGGGUAACUACUCUCAGUGUAACUGUUGAAACAUUGUUUGAUUCUUGUAAUUAAUCUAUUUUAUUGGCUAUAAUAGGUAUAUUUAUUUCUUAAAAUGUUUAUGGAAUACUUUAGAAUUCUUCUGUAAAUGUUGUACAGUGGUAAACCCUCAACUUAGGGGGAAUGUGUAAUAUACUGACUUGAGAUCAUAUUAUCUUCAUAUUAAGAAGUUUUUUAAGCAGGUGGUCAAUUCAAAACUAUUUUGAAGUGGAGGCAAGACUCCCACUGCUUGUAGUUGGCAUUAUUGGCUUGUCAGGUAGGUCAUGUGCAGUCCUGGGAGAUAGGCUCACUAACAAGGGGCACUCCUGUGCACACUAUCUACUGUCAUGCUAGAGGAUGUAUUUCAUUCCUUGUGUCCCAUAUGAACUUAAACUGCCUUUUUUGUUUUGCUUGUAAUGAGUGGAUACCUUUCUCUCUUUUUGCUAUUUUAAUCUAACAAAAAAAAAAAAAAAAUGAAAACAGCCCUUUGUAACUAGCUAAGGCAGAGAGGCAGGAGCUUAAAUUCUGUUAAGCUUAGUCUUUAGGUGCCUACAUUCAGCUAGUGAUAGGUUUUGGUGAGAGCCAGAGACAACUCAGUCACUGAAUGUAACUCAUGUUAAUGAAACAUGUUAAUGAAUAAGGAUACCAUCCCAAGUAGAGUGUCAUGAUUUUAUUUAUUUAAUUUUUAAUUUUAAUUUUUUUUUUUUGUGUGUGUGUUCUUACAUGAGAAAGAGUGUAGAUACUCUUUACAUUUAUAUGAUUGGAAAGGGACCUAUGAAGACAGCCAACCAGAGUAGACCUCCUGUAUAUAGAAUUUCAGCACUCUGGAAUUAAGUUAUACUGGACUUAAAUGACAAAUUAUCUGCAUUAGACAUAUCAGACAGUGUACAAUGGAACUUUUAACAAGCUAGACCAAAUUGUCAUCAUUCAUCAGGAGACAGAAGCUUGACUGUUAUGGCAACAUCUACAAUCAUGACACACUGCUACUUGAGGUGCUUCCUGUAGUAAUAAGACAGGCUACACAGAGGUUAGUAUUGAGUCAUUGCUUGCCUUUAUCCAGAAAGUGUCUCUGGUUAUCUGUAUUUAAGAAUUAGUCUAAAAAAUAUGAACUAGAAAUGUCUAUAUAGGCAGUAUUAAAAGAUUCAUAAAUAAUUUUGGCCGUAUUGCCAGUACCAAAAGUUCUAUUCAAAAGUGAGAGGAAAGAUAUAACCGAUAACUGACUGAGCUAUUAUUUACUCUACUUGCAAGGCAGCCAAACAGCAUGUUCUUCCUCUUGACAUUAGUGGGAUAAGGGCCCACUCAGACUCAACAGGUUUGUUUGUGUGUGUGUGUGUGUGUGUGUGUGUGUGUGUGUGUGUGUGUGUGUGUGUGUGUGUGUGUGUGUGUGUAUGUGUGAUUCACCUGCAGUUGUCUGCUGGUCACCCAGCCAGCUGUUCCCCUACGGAAAGAGCUCAGAGCUCGUAGUGACCGAUCGUCAGGUAGGACUGAGACCAAUGACACACCGCACACCAGGACAGCGAGGUCACAACACCUUGGGUUACAUCCUGUACCUACUUGCUGCUAGAUGAACAGGGGUUACACAUUAAGAGGCUCGCCCAUUUGCCUCGCCAUGCCUGGGAUUCAAACGCGGGCCUUCUUGGUUGUGAGCCAAGCGUGCUAACCACUACACUACGUGGUGUGUGUUUGUGUGUGUGUGUGUGUGUGUGUGUGUGUGUGUGUGUGUGUGUGUGUGUGUGUGUGUGUGUGUGUGUGUGUGUGUGUGUGUGUGUGUUUCUCAUCUCAUUUCUGUAGGAAGCGCCUUAGUUCUGUUUGUAUUUUUUAAAACACCUGAGAGGUGUAGGAAAGUCUUAACCCAGCUCAUGUAAUCUGUUGUUGAGUCAGUCCAAGAGGGAAGAAUGAAUGGCAGUCAUCCCACUACUUGCCUUAUUUUUUUUAUCUAUUUAUUAUUUUGUUUAUUUAUUUAUUUAUUUAUUUUAUUCAUUUUUUAUUUAUUUUUUUUAAAUGGGAUGUGCAAUUUCUUUCCUCUCCUGAAGCCUCCAUUUUACUGCCUUGAUUCUGUAUCAAGAAGAAUUUACUCAUACAUAGUUCCAGCAUAUACCUAAUGCACUUUGUUAUGUAGUAGUCUUCAUAUUAUAAUAGACCUCCAACUUUUGUGCUGUAACUGUCAUCAUGGUUUCAAGAUAUUGUUAACUAUCAGUACCUUGAGAAAGUAUAAAUGAUUUGUUGAGUGGCAGCUUGAAGAAUCUAGUAUUUAUGUGUGUUCUAUAGUAAUGGAUAAAGAGAUAAUGGUGCAGUUUGAUAAUGUCCCUGUUCUAAUUCAUCAUUAUGGAUGAUACGAGGGCAGCUGUGUGAUCCACUUUUGGUAAUUCACUGUUCUUUAUUGUUUUUUCUUGCAUUUAGUGGGUCUGUACCUCAAAUCUUGUUAGUGCAGAAAGUGGUGUGCAUUUUUCCUGUACCCAAAAUACUUUAGGAUUUUGUUAUUUAUCUUAAUCAUCCAAUAUUUUACACUUUUUUCUUUUUAUUAUACCAUAUGUAUAUUUUUUCCACUUUGGAUAUUAUGUUGAACCAUUGUGGUCACACACACACACACACACACACACACACACACACACACACACACACACAGUAGGAGGAGGAGGAGGAGAAGGAGAUGACGAUUAAUCUGGUUUGCAAGGUCCCAACUCUUAAGCUUAUGUCCCAUACCCAUUUUCUGCUAGGUGAACAGACCAGAUGCUACUCUGCAUUGGCUUCUACUCCUCCCUCUGCUGUGGACCACUUUUAUGUUAUAUUUACCUACUAUUCAUAGUCUUUAUCUUUACUCUCAAAUCUUUAUUGCAAAUCAUCUUUUAUUGAACAUUUUCUGAUACACUAAUGCCAUUUGGCCUCUGUUGUCUGACUUUGCUAACCAGUUUCAUCACAUAUUAUGUGUGUAGCCGUCCUCCUUGCUGUUUUGGAAACAUCAGUGAGUUUAUGUUUGAAUUUGUUUGGUGUUUUCAUAUUGCAUUGCCAGUGAUAUAGGAAAACAGUAAAUGCAUCAACAUCAACCAUACUACAGGCUUAUUUGUAAUGUACCAACAUCAGUGUAUGUGUAGCUAACAAACAUUAUUAUUUAUCCAGCAUACUAGAACUACCAUGUGUGCUAGUUAGCUGGGUUAUUACCAUUUUUGAUAUAUAGUGCAGUGGUGAUGGAGCUGCUGAAAGGAUUUAGUAGAUAUUGUCAUUGCACAAAGUUCCCAUGUGUUUCCACAAAUGUACUUAAAACUGUUGUUAAAAUGCUGGAGGUUUGUAGCAAAGCUUGAAUAUUUCUCUCCUCUAUUACCUAUUGAUAUUAUUUUAUAAAUUACAGUUUAGUUGUAUAUAUAUAUACUAACAUCAUUUUAUAGAUGUUUUAAAUAAGAAUAUUUUUGUUUGUAUUAAAUAAUACAAAGACUGGAUUUGUGGCCCUCCUAUCUUUGUUUUAUGUUUUAGGAUUUAAAGUUUACCUUCUAUAUGCUGUACAUUUCUAGCCACGUGCAUUGUUAGGCUGUACCAUGCUGAAGGCACAGCCUGUGCUGGCAUGGGCUUAUAAUGUGUUCAUUCUUGUACAUGUAAGAGGCCCAAGCUAUCCACCUUGCCUCUCUUGACAUAGAUAAUGCCACAAUGGGUAACCAUUAAGUAAUAUUAAGCAAGUAGCUAAAAGUUUACUUUAUCUCAGGUUCUUAGCACGGGGAGGUCAGAACUUUAUCAGAAUAUCACUUCUUUUCCUCUCAUAUACUAAAAAAUUAUGUAUUGGAUAUAAUAUACUGACAGGAGUCUGUUGAAAGGAAUUUUCAUAUUCCUACAAACAUGUUUGACAAACUACAAGGUUGAUGAAUUUUAUGUUUUGUGACGUUUACAUGUUUAGUGCUUACAAAUGUGAUUCUCACAUCUCAUCUGAAUUCUUAUUCAUGUUAUUUUUGUUUAGUUUUUUGUUUUAAUGCUGUCUUUUCUUUAGAAAUAUUCUACUUAUUAAAGACGUUUGAUUGUUAUUAUUUAUGUUUAAAGGUUUUACAUGGUAUAAAGUAAAACAUGAGUUUUAUGGAAACUACUUCCUCAGGGAAGAUUAUAGUAUAAUGAAAUUUGACUUGCUUAUGUUUACAGUCUUUUAUAUAGCCAGUCUUGCAGCUCAUUAUUUAUUUCUGUUGAAGUACUGUAGUUUGCAUCAUGUUUUUAUUUGUGCAUUGUGCAAUAAUUAUUAGCAAUACAGAAAUAAUUUUAAAUGUUUUGUUAUUAUUACAUUGAAUAUCUAGAGGUGCUACAAAGCAGUGCUUUUAUCUCCAUGGCCUUUGUUGGGUGAACAUAGCUGGUUAGGAAGUGCACAUAGGAAUAUAAUGAGGUAGCUUCUUUUAAAAAAAAAAGAAUAAGUAAAAACAUGUUCAAGAUGAGGCAUGCAACACAUGAAGAUACUGUUUUGUAUAUUUUAUAUAAAACAUGGUAACAUGUAAUUUUCAGGUUUCUUUGUUUAGUAGCAAAAAUAGUUAAUUAUUAUUGUUGAAAGAACACCAAAGACAGAAUCAUUAUUGCAAGAUUUGGUUAAUUGUGCUUAUGUAUGUUAUGUGCCAUCAGUUGUUAUGUUUGUAUGUGACACAAAUUUACUAGCCAAGAAUCUCAAGACUAAUCCAGCAGUUGUUUCCUUAUUGUAAAAUGAUGUUGCAUAUUUUACAUUUAUCGAAUUAUUACUAAUAAAACAUAAGUGCUGGUUUGUGUAUGUCAGUUGUCAGUAGCACCAGUGUUUAGGGAAUGGCAGUGUAUAUUAACUGAUUAAAUGCAGAAAACUGUUGUUGCUAGGUAAUGAAUAGGAGAUAGAAUUUUUAAGUAAUGUAGAAAAAAUUUCACAGUGAUUCAUCUCAAGAUUCAUGCUGAUGCAGUAUAAUUUUGUUAACUUUUUUGUACAAAAUGUGAAUCCACAGCAAUUCAUCUUCAACAAAAUACAACAGCUUGUCUGGUAGAUGUUACAUUAAGGUGAUUGCACUAUGUAUUUUAACCGGUGUUUGUAAUGUAGAGUAGAAUACAUAGUGGGUUGGUACCAAAACCUUGUCAGAAAUAAUGAUUUGUAAAUGUUGCCAAUCAACUAUGGUGACCACUGAUCCUCAUAGGAUUAUGUAGGUUAAAUGUCCAUUGUUGUAGAGUAACUAGUAAAAACAAUAAAUCAAAGAUUGUAUUAGAUACAGUCAAUCUACAAAAGCAUUAGCAUUAUUCCUAUAAAGCAAUACCCUUUAUAUUAAUAAUUAAUGAUGAAAUAAAUUUUCAUUUCAAAUCGAA
Molecule: messenger RNA, 8621 nt
Organism: Scylla paramamosain (green mud crab)
Lineage: Eukaryota; Metazoa; Arthropoda; Malacostraca; Decapoda; Portunidae
Product: zinc finger MYND domain-containing protein 11-like
Exons: 16
Coding region: 662-2332 (556 amino acids)
Biological process (GO): regulation of transcription elongation by RNA polymerase II; regulation of signal transduction
Cellular component (GO): nucleus
Molecular function (GO): transcription corepressor activity
Source: RefSeq, a predicted model, not a curated record